AUGAGUUAUGUGUUCUUUGCCCUACUUGGGCUUCCAUUACUGGCCUCCAUGGCACAGGUCGCCAUGGCACAGGCUAAUUAUGUUGCCUGUUUGCCGCAAGGUGAAAGGACGGCUGGUUUUAGUGCUCGUUUUUUCCCAUACGCUUUGAGCGAUCUUAGUUCGUAUAAGGACCCCGCCUAUAUGGGAUAUGGAUACGCGAACCAAGCACCUGUGGGAUCAGUCUCAGGUAUUGAGACUGUGGGUUUCAGGUAUUACCCAUGUAUUCUUCACCCUGGGGUUCCUUACUGUACUCGUACAGUCUUCUGGGGAUCUGACAUUUACGGAUUUAACACAACCCCUUCCAAUUUUACCGUUGAAGUUAGCGGCUAUUUCCUUGCGCCAUUGACUGGUCAGUACACCAUUGGUUUGCCCCAAGUUGACGAUUCUGCAGCUUUACAGUUUGGUGAUGGUGCUGCAUUCAACUGCUGUCAACAAAAUUUAAAGCCUCCCAAGAGUACCAAUUUUUCAAUUGACGCGGUGAGACCGCUAGAUGCUGUUGGUUAUAACGCGCAAAGCUCUGCUCAAGUGUCACUAAUUGCUGACUUUUACUACCCCAUUAGACUCGUGUACACAAAUCUUCAAGGUAAUGCAGUGUUAGGCUUCAAUAUAACUUUACCUGAUGGAAGAGUCAUCACCGAUUUCACUAAUUAUGCUUUCUCUUUUCCGGCCGAUGUUAAGCAACCAAGUUGUGCGAUAACAAAUCCUGUGAUCCCAAUCACUAGUACUACCACUAGGGGAUGGAGCGGAAGUGUCACAUCUACUUAUGGAACGACUACAACUUACGAGACUGGGACCGAUGGUGCAGUGACACCCGAAGUGAUUAUCGAAGUUGAAACGCCAACUGGUUCGUUGAGUUCGUACUCAUCGGUUUCUUCGUUUAGUUCAUCUGUGCCAAGCAGGGGAUCUUCUGCGCCAAGCAGUUUGUCCAUACCAACUGGUUCAUCUUCGGUUCCAAAAAGCAGCUCAAUUCCAAGCAGCUCUUCUGCUCAGCCAAGCUCUUCAACUCCUAAGAGCAGCUCUUCUGCUCCACCAAGCUCUUCUGCUCAGCCAAGCUCAUCUGCUCAGCCAAGCUCAUCUGCUCCACCAAGCUCAUCUGCUCAGCCAAGCUCUUCAACUCCUAAAAGCAGCUCGAUUCCAAGCAGCUCUUCUGCUCAGCCAAGCUCAUCUGCUCAGCCAAGCUCUUCUGCUCAGCCAAGCUCUUCUGUUCAGCCAAACUCUUUUGUUCCCAAGACCUCAUCUAUUCCAGCAAGUUCGUAUAGCAGUUCAUCCAAAUAUCCCGAGCCGGUCUUGCCCUCGUCGUCAUUCUUCACAUUGCCAUCUUAUAAUACGUCAAGCAGAACAGGAGCCAGCUCGCAGAGUCUCACCAGCGUUUCAACCUCAUCAUCACAGCAAUCAACACCCACCAGCCCAGAGAGUUACACACCUGCACCAACAUUUAGCAAAGAAUCCACUACCGUUUUUCCUCGAACUACAAGCUCAGCUCCUUCUUCGCUCACUGGGGACACUUUGAGUACAGUAACAACAAUUGACGGAAAGACUAAGAUUUACACAACCUCAUGUCCAUUAACUUUCAGCGAAAGCGUGUACAGCUCUUCGGCAGAUACAUUCAGCGAAGAAUCGACUACCUUCUCGACUGAAGCUUCAACUUCAGCUCAAAUUACAGUUCCUGGGAGCGUCUUGGGCACAGUAACAACGAUUGUUGAUGGGAAGAUAACGAUUUACACAACCACCUGUCCAAUAAGUCUUGGUCAAAGCAUGUCAAGUUCUUCCUCAAAUACAGCUAUUGUUACAGAAACAAAGACUAGAGAGCGUGAUGGUUCAGGUGAUUCAGUGCAGUCUCAGGGAAGCCAAGCUGCGGCAGGUCAGAUAUCUAAAAGUCGUUCAAACACAUCUCCAGAAAGAACUUCAGCGGCAACUAGAGAUGUAUCUCAAGACACCGAAAAGACGACCUUGACCACCAUGUCGAGUUCCAGUACAGCAGCUUCUCAGAAUUUGGCUUCCGUUGCCGUUGCACAAUUCUCUUCCUCAGGAAAUGAACCUGUAAUUAGUGCCACUCACUCGGUCGCACCCGUAUCAUCCUUCGAAGGCUUAGCUCACAGGGCAGAGUUUGGGAUUUAUGGCUUACUUUUGGCUGUCUUGCCAAUUCUUGUAUGA
Messenger RNA from Torulaspora delbrueckii, 2193 nucleotides. RefSeq lists its product as uncharacterized. Lineage: Eukaryota; Fungi; Ascomycota; Saccharomycetes; Saccharomycetales; Saccharomycetaceae. The record is from RefSeq and is a predicted model, not a curated record. Gene Ontology annotation, biological process: flocculation. The coding region runs from base 1 to 2193 and encodes 730 amino acids. The transcript has a single exon.